This is a messenger RNA of Carya illinoinensis, 2591 nucleotides long. Its product is annotated as magnesium/proton exchanger. Gene Ontology annotation, cellular component: membrane. Lineage: Eukaryota; Viridiplantae; Streptophyta; Magnoliopsida; Fagales; Juglandaceae. The coding region runs from base 917 to 2545 and encodes 542 amino acids. The record is from RefSeq and is a predicted model, not a curated record. The transcript has 8 exons. Gene Ontology annotation, biological process: transmembrane transport; metal ion transport.
UGGAAUAUCGACUGCGAAUUGUGGGUUUUUAAAAAUAUCUUUUACUGAUGACUCAAAAUUCAAAGUCCUCUCUGUAUCGAUAUAUGCCGUAUGCGUGUGUAUGGAUGUGUUUUGAGAGAUUCAAAUAAUAAUGCCUUUCUUUCUUUCUUUCUUUUAUAUUCAAAAUAUAUUCAUUCAUCUAAUACUAUCCAUAUCUUAUUUAUCACAUAAUUAAAAUAAAAACACGAGAUGAAUAAAAUGAGAAAGCGUGCGCUGUUGCCGUGUAAAACUCGUCCCCUCUCUCUCUGGCUUCAUGCGAAUCCACUUUCCAGUUCAGUUCUGUAACAAACUGAAGUAUUGUACGGUAACAGUCUAAAACACACACUCACUCUGUCCGUUUGACCGACGAGUGAAUCCAAUGUUACAUGCGAAACGGAUGUUUAUCUGCAGAAUAGAAUUACAAGUAUCGGGUGUGUUUGUUGUUGCACGUAAUUUUCAUGUUAAAGAUCUAGAUUAUGCAUAUUUGGUUUAGUUGAAGAGUUCACCGAGUUAGUAACUUGGAUUAUCUGUUUAUCUAUCAAUUUAUUCUAUGGGAAUUGAAUUUGGAUUGAGAUUUCUAUGUGAAGACUGAAGAUGUUAUAUUGAGCCUAGUGCUUUCAGUAGUAGCUUCUUAGAGUAGAUUUUCUAUUUAUUAAAAGAUUAUAAAAACAAAAGAAAAUGCAAAACCUUCAAUGUAGACUACUCUUUAGUUUGCUUGGUCUAGUAUCAUCUAUGUUGUGGACUACUAUUGGUGCUCAAUUACUGUCGCCUUGACAUUGUUUGAUGAAGGGUCAUUCUUACUGAUUUGUAGCUAACCAUUUUGUUUUUCAGAUCUUCUUACUGUUUUCUUGGGGUCAUUGAUGUUGCAUGCUUGAGCUGCAAUUUGGGGCUUCUUUAGAUGGCCUCUGCACAUAAGCAUAUCACGGAAAACAUAUCUCAUCUUUCCAAUAUUCUUGAGCUUGAAAAAUGUGAAAGCUACCUAUUAUUCCGCUGGGAAACCAACCUUGGGGCUGGUAUUAGGACCUUACUGUAUUUUCUUGGUCUUGCUUACUGUUUCAUUGGGUUGUCAGCUAUAACUGCUCGUUUCUUCAGCUCGAUGGAAAAUGUUGUGAAGCAAACACGGAAAGUUGUAAGGAUAGAUCCUUCUACUGGUGAUGAAAUUGUCAGAUAUGAAAAGGUGUGGAAUUACACAAUUGCAGACAUUGCCCUCCUGGCCUUUGGGACUAGCUUUCCUCAAAUAUCAUUGGCCACUAUCGAUGCCAUAAGAAACAUUGGCGAGCUGUACGCAGGAGGUUUGGGUCCUGGAACGCUUGUUGGCUCUGCUGCAUUUGACCUUUUUCCCAUCCAUGCUGUUUGUGUUGUCGUUCCAAAAGCUGGCGAGUUGAAAAAGAUAUCUGAUAUAGGAGUUUGGCUAGUGGAGCUCUUUUGGUCUUUUUGGGCUUAUGUUUGGUUAUACAUAAUAUUAGAGGUAUGGACUCCAAAUGUGGUUACCCUGUGGGAGGCCUUAUUGACAGUACUGCAAUAUGGGUUACUGCUGACUCAUGCUUAUGCUCAAGACAAGCGCUGGCCCUACUUGACUCUUCCUUUGAAAAGAACUGACAGGCCAGAUGACUGGGUGCCGGCAGAAGCCACUCCAUGCAAAUACAAUACCAAUGUCUAUAAUGAUCUCUCUGAGCUGCACCAAGUUGGUGAAGAUGAAAUCAGGGGCGUUGGUGCUAUUUUCCCCAUUCAUUCAAGAAAUGAAACUGGUCUGGGGUACCAAGAACUUUCUGUCAAUGAUUGUUCUGCUGAAUGCUCCAACAAAGAUAUUCAACACAACAUCAGUUUAAAAGAUUCUCAUUUUCUCCAACUUUGGAAACAGCAAUUUGAGGAUGCACUCAUGCUGGAAAGAAAAGAAUCCAAAAAACUCAACAAUGUCUAUCUCAGAGUAGCAAGCAUUUCCUGGCAGUUACUUCUUGCCCCAUGGAGGUUUCUGUUUGCUUUUGUGCCUCCCUAUCAUAUUGCUCAUGGCUGGAUCGCAUUCAUAUGCUCUCUAAUUUUCAUCAGUGGGAUAGCUUAUAUUGUAACCCAGCUGACAGAUCUUAUAAGUUGUGUCACAGGAAUAAAUGCAUAUGUCAUAGCAUUUACAGCACUAGCAGGUGGAACUUCAUGGCCAGAUUUAGUGGCAAGCAAGAUUGCUGCUGAACGUCAGACAACAGCAGACUCUGCCAUUGCAAACAUCACUUGCAGCAAUUCAGUUAACAUAUACGUUGGCAUUGGCAUUCCUUGGCUUAUUGACACAGCAUACAACUUUAUAGCAUAUAGAGAACCACUGCGGAUCAAGAAUGCAGAGGGACUAAGCUUUUCUUUGCUUGUUUUCUUCGCCACUUCUGUAGGGUGUAUUACUGUUUUGGUAUAUAGGCGUAUGACGUUGGGUGCAGAGCUGGGAGGGCCAAGGCUUUGGGCCUGGGUUACCUCUGUGUACUUAAUGUUUCUUUGGAUUAUUUUCGUCGUGUUGUCUUCCCUCAAAGUCUCAGGGAUCAUAUGAGAAUUUACAUCAAUUUUUUCUUUAAUUACAGCAUCAUUUUUCCCCA